This is a messenger RNA of Lingula anatina, 1531 nucleotides long. RefSeq lists its product as uncharacterized. The record is from RefSeq and is a predicted model, not a curated record. Gene Ontology annotation, molecular function: iron ion binding; procollagen-proline 4-dioxygenase activity; L-ascorbic acid binding. Gene Ontology annotation, cellular component: endoplasmic reticulum. NCBI's taxonomy places the organism in Eukaryota, Metazoa, Brachiopoda, Lingulata, Lingulida, Lingulidae. Gene Ontology annotation, biological process: peptidyl-proline hydroxylation to 4-hydroxy-L-proline.
GUGGAAUACAGCACCAUCGUUUGUUUCCUGUUGCACAAGAGCAUGAAAUUGAUUUCUCAGUCAUAAAUUUUAGACCUUAUUUAAAUAAACCAAAUAUUUAAUUGUCCAUUAUCACGAUUUAACACGGACAUGUCAAAAUGUCAGAGGAGGUUUUUAUACCUAAAGAAGAAGAGAAUGUCUACCAGAAAGGUGAAGACGAAAAAAUUUUGACAAAUAUGAAACUGAAAGUCGCCUCGGACGAUUCCAAGCCUCGUUCCCUCACACGAUCGGAGAUACUUGAUUUUGGAAGCGAAGGAUUCUUGCUGCACGGUAUACUCUCGCAGCAAGAAUGUCAAGAAUAUAUUCAAGAGUUUGAAAAUGAGGGUUUUGGGGCCAUACCUGAACUUGUGAAGAAUAAUUACCGAAGUUGUGAAAGACUAUUGGUACAGUCCUCUGCUCUGGCCUCUCAUCUCUGGGACACCAUCAAGACACACGUGGAGGAUAUCGAGAUUCACGGAGACCCACAUCAGCAGCACAUUCAUGGAUUAAAGCAGGCAUUGCAGGGGCGCUGGAAGCCUUAUGGUCUCAAUGAGCUCUUCAGAAUCUGCAAGUAUCAGCCAGGGGGUCAUUUUGCUCCUCAUUUUGAUGGUCAUUUUGUGUCCAGUUCUGAGAAGAGGUCAAUGAAGACAUUCAUGAUUUACUUAAAUGAUGACUUUACAGGAGGAACAACUAACUUUGUGGACGAAUCACAACAACUGCACAUGGAUUCCAGCGGCAAAUAUUGCGCCGAGGAGAAAAACGUGAUCCAUCGCGUCCAGCCAGAGACGGGCAUGGCCAUCAUCUUCAACCAUCACCGCUUGCAUGAGGGGGAGAGAAUUAAGUCAGGAGUGAAGUACAUCAUGAGGACAGAUAUCAUGUAUCACAGGGUCGAGAAGAUGGCAGCUAGCGAGCAGGACGAGAUGGCCAUUCAGCUUCUACAGGAAGCAGAAAGAUUGGAGGCUCAAGGAAAAUGCGCAGAGGCAGCAGAGCUUUACCGCAAAGCCUUCAAGUUAUCACCCAAUAUAGAAGACUCCUUUAAGCCAUAGUCACUUACAAUGUACUUCAUGACAACUUAAUAGAUGAGAAUUAACUUAUUACUAAGCUAGUCAUUAGGGCCAUCAGGCAGAUAAAAUUUGUAUUUACCAUUUUUUACCCUCAAUAAAUAAGACCCACCUAUGCCCCCCCCCCUUUCCAAGUCAGAGUCACACUAAAGAGCGUUGCAAAGUGGCACCUGAUCUAAGACAGAAAUAUAAGAUAUGUGACUUGUGCAUUACAUAUUGAAGUUUAUCAUUUAUAACUUAAGUUUUUGCUUAGUUGGCAGGGUAAAGAAAAAUAAAAUAUACUAGGUAUCUUGAUCCAUACAAAUUGAGUUUCUUUUAUGUUUUUAACCAAGGAUAUCAAUGGGAUCUGGAUGCCCAGAGUGAAUUGUUCUUUUUUAAUAAUUCCUGGUGACAUUGUGCAAAUAUUUUUAUUGAAAAUGUAAUAAUAAAGAUAAAGAGUAAGUGCUUUAUUG